AUGGCAGAUGCUCAAGCUCUUGCUCACAUAAUUUACACUGUGUUCCCUUGCAUCGACCGAGCUGGCAAGUUCCUGAUGCAGCGUGGGUGGGAUGAAGUCAACAUGUAUGUCGCAUCUUUCAAAGCCGCUGUGCUGCUUGGCCUCAAUGUCACAGGUGCCACCUCGAAUACCCGAGUUUGGGAUAUACUCUUGUUUGGCUACUCUUACGACAAGUCUGUGAACAUGCCACUGAGAACUAAACAUCGUGUCAAGGGGGAAGGAGAUGUGAUAUUUGACGGUGACGAGGAAGUGUCCGCAAUUCAACCUGCUCAAACUGGGGUGCAGGGAAAGAGCAAACACGUUCCAUACACUCACCAGAACUUGAAACCUGGGAACAUCAUGAUCGUGGACGACGGAGUCACGCCCAUACUAAUGGACUUUUCGAUGAAACUCCUGGUGCUGAUUGAGCCGUUUGGGUAUAAAGGUGAUAGGAAGUUUGAGUUGGAGUUGUUGAAACGCGCUGGGGGGUGGGGGAAUGGGUGUGGUGUGGUUGCGAUAGAAACAGAAGGCAUCCGCCAUGCGAUCUGUGAUAUGUCAUUACUUAUCUUCAAUCUCGUACUUUUGACAUUUACAUUCAAGAGCAUGGAUGUGUGUAAGGCUGCUAGGAUUUUGGAGUGGAAUUUGAAGAGGUAUCCGCAUGGUGUCUUCUUCCUCUUUGGCACAGGCAGACUGGACCUCGUCCCUUCCCAACCCACCAAAGUGCUCGACUACUACGUGCGUCAGCUAUCAUGUAGGCACACGCCCCACCUUCCUUCCAGCAACACUGCUUUCAAUUCCGCCUUCCAUCGCUUCAUGGGACCACGUCAGCUCUACCACCAGUACCGCCCGCUACUUUAUCCUCCAAUGCCACUCCUUCCACCUUCAAAACCUGCCUACGACACCCAUUCAGCCGGCGGCCCAAUCAUGCAGCAGCGCCACCCUUCAUGGUCGUUGAUGUUCCUUUUGUAUAUGGUCAACUGGUGCGCCCAGCGGUUCAUCUCAGUCACCCUCAUCCACAUAGUGUUUGCUGGCACCCGCCACGUCAACUUUGCAGCCUCCAGCACCUCAAAGCCGCGGCUUUCAGUCGGCUCGGGCCAGAAGUCUCUACUACAGUUGUUGUAUGCGACAGAAAGCCGGACAGCAAAGAAAUUGAAGCAGAUAGUAAAGUUGCGAGCAUAA
Messenger RNA from Suillus discolor, 1197 nucleotides. RefSeq lists its product as uncharacterized. The record is from RefSeq and is a predicted model, not a curated record. Bases 1 to 1197 code for a protein of 398 amino acids. The transcript has 6 exons. Lineage: Eukaryota; Fungi; Basidiomycota; Agaricomycetes; Boletales; Suillaceae. Gene Ontology annotation, cellular component: cytosol; mitochondrial outer membrane; nucleus.